UAUACCGGUUAGGUAUAUAUAGAAAAGUUUAAAAAAAUUAAGAUGCCAAAAAAGCAACCUAGAAACGCAUUUUACUUUUACAUGCUUGAUUAUAAAGAAGAACAGAGAAAAAAAGGUAUCAACUAUGGAAAUAUGGCUGAGGUUGCAGAAGCCGCUGGUCCCUUGUGGAGGGAUGCACCUCCAGCAGCCAGAAAAAAGUUUGAGGAAAUGGCUAAGAAAGAAAAGCAAAAGAGAAAUAUUCCUGAAAUGAAAUUCACAUCAACUGGAGUUUCUCUUGCUGAAAUCGAUAGGCAGGAAAAGGAGCUCAAGGAUGCUGAGGAAACUGAACGCCAAGACAUAAAAAAUAUUGUAAAACUAAAGAGUUUUAAUGGAGAAAUAGUGAAUGAGGACUUUUAUUUAAUGGACGUGAAUUUCUAUUGCAAGGCUGGUGGAGAAUACUUAAUUGCGGAAAGUACUGUCCUGAGAUUUAAUCUAAUAGAUGGUAUUAAGGAUCAGUACCAUGAAAUAAUAAAUCCUGGCCAGAUUCCAGUAGGAUACGCGUUCGAAGUGAAGCUGGGCAGUCAAGAGAUGGGCCUGGAGAUGCCAGAUGAAACAAAGCCGAAGAGCAAUUACUUUCAGAUCCUGGCCAACCUAAUUGACUACCUGAAGCAGAAGGAUAGGAACAUGAAGACAAUGCCUCCUCUGUUCACCAUGCCAGAUAAAAUUGCGCCUGUACACGACUUCAUCCUUCAAAUGUGUACAAGAGCAGCUGAAGACGAUGGCAUCUUCCGUGUGUACAAGUUGGACACUUUGUUCUUUACUCUUAUCAACGCCAUCAAGAAUCGCAGCAACGAAGGGUUCCCCAAGGAAUCUCUGGCGCUCGCACAACUCAAGAAGGACCCUUUCAAGUACACUCCGGGAUUGGGUUGCGAGAUCCACGAGGAGGGCGACAAGGCGAUCGAAUGCACCACUUCGCGCGUGAAACGUUGGGCGUACACUGUGCUAGACUCGUGCUGCCCCGUGGCCGGGCUCGACGUGCGGCCCGGCGCGCACGUGCCGCACGACACCGACCUCGACGGUAUUCUCACGUACAAAGAGCAGAAGAGAGGACGCGCCGGCCCGUCUGUUGCUGGAAGUAUGUUCGGUCCGCCAUCGAGCAACGUGUCGGCUAUCAGCGAUUCUCACAAUGACACGGCUUCCUCUGUAGAAGCACCAAAGAAGAGGGUUCACGUUCCACUUCGGAUGCCGAAAACUGAUUACUCGCAAUCGAUUCGUCCGGCGCCCGAGCUCACCGAAACUAACUUUCCGAGCCUUUCAGCCGGCCACGGACGUGGUCGCGGUCUAUCUGGCAGUUUCGGUAAGAUGAAUAUUAAUAAGAAAUAAAUACCUAUGUCUUUGUGAUAUUAUGUUCCCAAGGUACUCACAGGGUAGUAAGGACAAACUUGUUAUUAUAAUUUGUAAUCAUUUUGACUAUAAGUUUUUUUGUUACGUUGACCUUUCAAUUUCAUAGUGUGACUAGGGUUGCCACCCGUACUCCAAAGAAUUUAAAAAAACACGUUUAAGUUCAAGGACUCUAUUUGUACCAUUAAAUGGUAUCAAAACCCACUCAACUUUUUAUUUAAAACAAGCUAUAAGCGUUUCAUACACGUUUACUCUUUAAAACAAUAUUUAAGAUAUGUCAAUAUCAGAAAUAUAUUUUGAACUUAAAUAAAUGAAUAUUUUUUUAUGCCAAGUAUUUUAUUUUGUUUUGCCAAAUAUGUAGGUAGGUACUUUAUUUGUUCCAAAAAAGGUGACAACCCUUACCUUUAUAAUUUUCUGUAUAUGCAAUAUACAAAAAAAAAUGUUUUAUUAAAGACUUACUUUUAGUACUUUUGUGAGAAGGUGCUAACUCGUGGUGUUCCAAUUUAUAUACAAUUAAUUUUUAUUGUAAUUAGCAUAAGGUUUAAAAUGAAAAAAAAACCGCAAAUGCAGAAUCUCAAAACUCAAACUAGCAUUAUCAUUACAGUAACUAUAUUUUAGUUUUUUUUAUGGUAUUAAAUUCUUAAAUAAUUUGAUUAUUAUAAAGUGAUUAUAACUGGUCAAUUGAUUUAUUGUUAAAAAUCGUAGUCAUUUCAUCAGUAGUUUUAAGUAAUAUACAGUAAUACUGUACAGAGAACAUAAUUCUAGCCUAGUUCCUUACUCACUCACUGAGAGUAGUGAAAAUAUUUGUUUAAAAUUGGUUGAUGUAAAUUAUAUAUAUACCUUUUUUAACGAAAGCAGUAGAAUAAAACAAGGCGUCUCUUUGACAAUCAUUACGUCUCUGAGUGGGCGGGCUCUUGUAUUUUUACAGUAAAAACAUAAGUUGACAUGAAUUAUAUACUAUGGCUGCGCGUUGAUGACGAAGGUUGAGUGUAUAUAAACCAGGGCUUGAAACCGGUUUCGAAAAUACCGGUAAACAAAGGUUAAUACCGGUUUUUAGUAAAGGUUUCGUUUGGAGCGCGUCCGAAAUGAAAGCGGUACAUAAAACCUUAAUAAACCGGUUUAAUCCAGAGCGACACAUGCACGCGUCGACAUCGCUUGAAGUUUGUUUAGUUUGAAAUAAUCAAGUCACAACUUGUUAAUGCAGAGAGAUUGGUGCAUUUAUCGACACGUUUGCUAGCGUCUAGUGAGUCAAGUUAUUCAUUUAUUAUCGAUGCCGUCAGAAAGAGCGAAAUGAAACCCUUUAAAACAGCUAAAUUGAUUCAAAACCUAUUUGAUUUCGCUCUUUAGGAAAACCGGUUUUUUAAGGUUAAGGUAGAGCCAAACCUAAAUAAAACGCUCCUAAUGUACUUGACACUGAUUAAGGUUUGAAAAUUAACCGGCAAACAAGCCCUGAUAUAAACUAAGCUUAACAAAUGAUAUUUUAUCUUUAAAAAAUCAUAACAAAACGAUUUUAUUCCAACUUUUGUCGUCAAUAUUCCGAUGAAUAGCAUAGAUAAUAGGUACUUUUAGUGUCAACUGUACAGUACAAAUCUCACCCCAUAAUCCCAUGCAGUUUUGACCAAAUUUUUGUCACUUAUUUAUUACUACUAUGUACUUAGGUAUGUGUAAUAUAUAAAAAAAUAUUUUAACGUUAGUACAGUUUAAUUAAGAAUAUCAAAAGAUCGAUUAUGGAUCUAUAUCCCAUUUCCGUUACAAAAAAACUUAUUAAGAAUAUUUUUUGAAAAAAAUUACAAUGACAAAAGUAACAUAAUUUGUUACGAAUUUCGCUUAUUGCUUGUUAUAAGAAUCAAUACGUUUAUCGAACAUUUGUUGCUUAAAUUUAAAUUUGCUAUUUUGAGUUGUUUUUUGUUGAAUUACUUAUACGUAGCUUAUGUUAUUUCGUGCCAUGUGCUUUUGAAAUUCCUACUUUAGAAGAUAAUACAGGGCGUUCCACGGGUUUGUCACACGGAAGGAAAGUAUAUUAAAUAUUGAAGAUUUAAAAUGCUAUAUAAUUAAGGCAAAAACUAAUUCUCCUGAUUUACCCUUACGACGGUUAUCUUAACAUGCAUGUGUUUUUUCUUUCAUAUUUCACGAGUUUGAUUACCGGUUUUGAAAAGCGAUUUUUUUCAAAACAGUGUAUGCAGUUCUACUUAUUAU
Messenger RNA from Chilo suppressalis (striped riceborer), 3576 nucleotides. The record is from the annotation of a GenBank genome assembly. Lineage: Eukaryota; Metazoa; Arthropoda; Insecta; Lepidoptera; Crambidae.